Dermatophagoides pteronyssinus (European house dust mite) is the source of this 1679-nucleotide messenger RNA. RefSeq lists its product as uncharacterized. The record is from RefSeq and is a predicted model, not a curated record. NCBI's taxonomy places the organism in Eukaryota, Metazoa, Arthropoda, Arachnida, Sarcoptiformes, Pyroglyphidae.
AUGGCAGCACUUUUUGGAUGGUGGUGGAUACAGCUGCUCAAUUUUUUUUCUGUUCUGUCUGUUUUUUUUCAUUAGCCAAAUAUAUCCUCGACACGACAACCGAAUCGAAAAAAUCAAGAAAAAUUACCCAAAAAGUUAUUUGGCAGCUGAUCAGUCAUUCCUUUUUGUUCACCCGCUGACGAUAAUGAUCCAGCUAUAGAAUAUUUCAACAAAAAGAAAAACGAAUCGAAUCUCAAACGACGAUCAAAAAACAUUCCUGAAUUCAUUUGUUUCAACGAUAACAGCAAUCAACGGACAAAACGAACAAACGAAGAAAAUGAAUCCAAGUGGUAGCGAAUUUACAUUACGUGUUGCAAUAUGUGAUCUAGUUGAACGUUUAAAACGUAUGCAACAUAAAUGUACAUAUUUAGAAGAAUGUCGUAAUCAAUUAGUUAAAGAAGUUAUACGUUUACGUUUACAAAAUGAAUGGCUAUCAAAACAACAACAAAUUGCUGAUAAUACAACAACAGCUAAUAUUAUUCAUGAUAAUUCUUCUACAACACCAGAAAUAUUAUCAUUAACACAAAAUUUACAAACAACCGCCGAAUCAUGUUUUUGUAAUCAAUCAACGAUAACAGCAACAAAUUUUACCCCGAAUAAUAAUAAUCAUCUAGUCAAUGAUGUUCACCAUUGUCAAAACAACAACAAUGGUUCGCAAGAAUCGAAUCAACAACUACAACAACAAAGAUUACAAACAACCAAAGAUGAUAGUAUACAUUUGAUAAAUAUCCUAAAUGAAUUGGAACAUGAUGGUGAUGGUUUUGAAAAUCGCCAAGAUUCAAUACGAAAAUUAACCAUACAAAUGUUGAAAGAUUUAGAUAAUGAAAUGAAAACUGGACAUUUAAAAAUGGAAUUGAUAAAUUUCAUUCGAAAUAAUAUGGAUAAUUCGAAUGAUGAGCUCAUUAAAUUUGCUGAUAACAAAAACGAUGAUGAUGGUCAAUCGCAAUCACAAGAACAAUCAACGCAGCAAUCAAAUGAUGAUUAUGAAGCAUUCAAUAAUAAUAGUGAUUAUUAUACAAAUUCACAUAAUCUGAAUAUCCGUAAUAUGGAUUUGAUUGAUAAUAAUAACCGGCAGCAGCAGUUAAUUACCGAACAACAACGAAAAGAUGUCAAAAGUGGUGAUGAGAAAAUAUCGAAUAACUUUUCGAAGUCGACCAUGUUGAAAUCUAAGCGACAAGAUUCGGAACAUUCGAAUCUGAAAACAGCGGCGGCUGCGGCUACAUCCACAUCAACGACAACAUCAAUAGUAUUCAAUAGUAUCGAUUUAUGUACAAAAGAAAAUCAAUUAAUAACAUUAAUAACAAAAAUACGUAAUGAUAUUAAAUAUAUACAUCAAGGUGUCCUUGCAUCAACUGAAAAAUUAAAAUCAAAACAAUUACGUCAUUUUUUUCAAAAACAAAUUAAUCUUGAUCAACAGCAACAACAAUCUGGAAUGAUGACAACAACAACAACAACAAAGCAACGACAACAACAAUAAUGAUGGAAAAUCCAUGGAAAAAAAACAUUUAGUUUAAGUGGCCUUUCAAUGAUGGUGGAUCGAAAUAGCAUUACUCUUCUUUUCUCUUCCUUUUUUCGGUCGAAAUAGUCGAAUAUUUUUGUAAAAUAGAUUUUUUUAAAAGAAUUUUUCUGUAAAAAAAUGA